AUGAAGAUACUGCUGUUGGUUUAUCUGUGUGUGUAUGUCGCCUGGGCACAGGACCUUGACUUUGAUAACGAAGAGGACGAUGACUUGGUCUCUGGAACAGCUGUAGAUGCUCGUGGUCACCGCCCACUACAAAAGGGCAGGGAGACCUUCACUGGAAAUAGAUAUGCCCCUCCUCCUGUCAGCGGCGGUAGCAGGUAUCGUGGGCGCCCCACUCCUGCUCCAGUUGGUGGCCGACAGAUCCAGGAGAAAGUUGAGCAGCCCGAUGCAGGAGGAUGUACACAUGCUUCAGAGGAAAUGGGUGUUUUGUGUCCCACUGGCUGCGAUCUAAAGACCACAUUGCUGAAGCAAGAGAGGAAUGUCAAGAGGAGCAUUGCAGAACUCAAGCCUCAGGUGAAUGAUUUGUCUCGGUCCUCCAACACUGUCUUCAACUACGUCAAUGGCAUAUCCAACUCGCUGAGGGAGAGGCAAAGAGUAUCUAACGACAACAGCAGGGUAGUUAGUCAGUACACCGACCGAGUGGAGGAACAGCACGCCUACAUCAAAGAGAUAGUGGAUACUGUGUUCCCUUCCAAUAUCAGAGUAUUGCAGGGGGUCCUGGACAAGAUCAAGCUGAAGAUCCAGAAGCUGGAGAAGGCCAUCCAGGCCCAGAGGGAUGAGUGCAAGACGCCGUGCAAGACUAAAUGUCCCAUACCAGUAGUUUCUGGUAAAGAGUGUGAGGACAUCUUCCGUCGGGGAGGAGUAGAUUCCCAGAUGUAUAUGAUCCAGCCUGAUGCCUUUUACCCUCCAUACAAGGUUUUCUGUGAUCAGGCCUCCCAGAAUGGAGGAUGGCUUCUUAUCCAGAAUAGGCUUGACGGCAGUGUUGACUUUGGUCGACGCUGGGACGAAUAUCGCCGUGGAUUUGGAAAUAUUGCUUUUGAUUCUGGCAAGGGUCACUGUGCGACUCCUGGUGAAUACUGGCUGGGUAAUGACCGUAUCAGUCAGCUGACUAAGAUGGGUCCAACUGAGGUUCUCAUCGAGAUGGAGGACUGGACAGGAGCCAAGGUCCAUGCCCAGUACAACCAGUUCACUGUCCAAUCAGAGACAUCCAACUACGUGCUUGCUGUUGGUGGUUAUUCUGGUAAUGCUGGCAACUGUUUCCUGGAAGGAUCUCUUGAGCUCUUUGGUGAAAACCGUACUAUGACCAUUCACAAUGGCAUGAUGUUCAGUACCUACGACAGAGACAACGACAACUGGACCCCUGGUAAUCCCACCAAACAGUGCUCCAAGGAGGAUGGAGGUGGCUGGUGGUACAAUCGCUGCCACUCAGCCAAUCCCAAUGGGCGGUACUACAUUGGAGGAGCCUACACACGACAGAUGGCCAAGCAUGGCACAGAUGAUGGUGUGGUGUGGAUGAACUGGAAGGGCAGCUGGUACUCGCUCAAGGCUAUUAGCAUGAAGAUCAGGCCUUACUUUGCCUCCAGAUAA
Messenger RNA from Pelmatolapia mariae (spotted tilapia), 1464 nucleotides. It is a transcript of the gene fgb, whose product is annotated as fibrinogen beta chain. NCBI's taxonomy places the organism in Eukaryota, Metazoa, Chordata, Actinopteri, Cichliformes, Cichlidae. The transcript has 12 exons. Gene Ontology annotation, molecular function: signaling receptor binding. Gene Ontology annotation, cellular component: fibrinogen complex. Gene Ontology annotation, biological process: platelet activation; blood coagulation; protein polymerization. The record is from RefSeq and is a predicted model, not a curated record. Bases 1 to 1464 code for a protein of 487 amino acids.